AUGACGAUCGCAGCUGGCGGAGGAACAGGCUCCAGCCUGGCACGCGCAAUUAUCAUUGUCACAGGCGUCUCGGCUUUGGUUUCCUCGCUCUUGUCUUUUGUGGUCCCGAUUUACGCAGUAUCAUCAUGGACGAGCAUCAUAUCGCUAACGGCGGCUCAAUUUCUGGAUCCUGUUCGCGAUAUCUACGAGGCAUUCACCAUCUAUACCUUCUUCCAGCUCCUCAUCAACUUCCUCGGCGGCGAGCGGGCCGUGAUUAUCAUGGCCCACGGCCGUCCUCCUAUUUCCCAUGCCUGGCCUCUCAAUCACUUCCUCCCAAAGAUUGACGUCUCCGAUCCCCACACAUUCCUCGCUGUCAAGCGUGGUAUCCUGCAGUAUGCUUGGUUGAAGCCAAUUCUGGCCCUCGCCUCCAUCAUAAUGAAGGCAACCGACACAUACCAAGAGGGCUAUAUUGGACUGAGCUCUGGAUACCUCUGGACAGGUAUCAUAUAUAAUGUCAGCGUCACGAUCAGUCUCUACUCUCUUGCCAUGUUCUGGGUGUGUCUACAUGACGAUCUCAUGCCAUUCCGCCCUAUUCCCAAAUUCCUCUGCAUAAAACUCAUUAUUUUUGCCUCAUAUUGGCAAGGUUUUUUCUUAUCGAUCCUGCAGUGGCUGGGGGCGCUUGGUAAUGUUGCUGGGUACACCCCCGACAACCUCGCGGCGGCCAUUCAGGACAGUCUUAUUUGUUUUGAGAUGCCAUUCUUCGCUAUGGCUCACUGGUAUGCAUUUUCGUGGCACGACUACGCGGACCCGACUAUCUCAGCUGCACGCAUGCCCGUAAAAUAUGCGCUGCGCGACGCAUUUGGCGUGCGAGAUUUGGUUGAAGACACCAAACUCACUAUUCGAGGUAAAAAUUACGGGUAUAGGCUCUUUGACUCUGGUGAUAAUAUCAUCCCGCAUGAGGAGUCGGGCUCACGGGUCAAGCGAGUAAUGGACGGCAUGAGUGAAAUCGAUGAAACCGCAAUGGACGACGAGGACGAGCGACUAUUCCUCAAUGCUCGUGCACUGGAAUUUGGAGAUUGGAAUUACCCGGUGAUUACCGCCAACGAGGUGCCAAGAGACCAACGGCUACCACCCACGCGAAGAAAUCAAGAUUCGAGCCGAGGGGCAGAUGUCAAAAAGGCCCGUAGGCACAGGAAAAGUCGCGCAUCAGAUGCUGUGAGCCGUCAAAGUCCCAAGCCGAAUUCCAAUAAGCCUGGCCCGAGCUCGGCGACUCCCGGUCCCUUGCAGCGAAACAUCAGCUCCACUAGUUCCAGCGGUACACAGCGCAGCCAGCUGGUUGACCUUGUUGUGGAGAAUACGGAGGCCGAGGAAGAAGAUCGAGCUCAGAUUCAGAGAGAAUAUGGCACUGCCUGGGCUGAACCUGAACCUCGCCGAUUCGAAAGACCGUCCGGAGAGCCAAUCGAGGAGGAGGAAGCCAAUUCGACACAGCCAGAGUCUAACCAUGACGAUGAUCGGCCCAAAUGGGCCUACGACGGCUUAGAGCAGGACAACGUAUGGGGUAAAUAG
Penicillium griseofulvum is the source of this 1545-nucleotide messenger RNA. Its product is annotated as OSTA/TMEM184 family protein. NCBI's taxonomy places the organism in Eukaryota, Fungi, Ascomycota, Eurotiomycetes, Eurotiales, Aspergillaceae. The record is from RefSeq and is a predicted model, not a curated record. Bases 1 to 1545 code for a protein of 514 amino acids. Gene Ontology annotation, molecular function: transporter activity. Gene Ontology annotation, biological process: transport. The transcript is spliced from 6 exons.